Messenger RNA from Paramecium tetraurelia, 1447 nucleotides. RefSeq lists its product as uncharacterized. NCBI's taxonomy places the organism in Eukaryota, Ciliophora, Oligohymenophorea, Peniculida, Parameciidae. The transcript is spliced from 3 exons. The record is from RefSeq and is a predicted model, not a curated record.
AUGAGUUCUAAAAUCAAGAAUGUCUAUUUAAUAUUGCGUCUGCGUUUGGAAGAACUCAGAGUUGUGACAAUAAAGACUUUUUAGAUUGGAAUUAACAUUUUACUUUUUGCAUCUCUUCGAGGUGAUUAAAAAGCAAAAAAUCAAAAUUCACUUUAACAAUAUGGUCUUACUUCUCAAAAAUAGUUACAAUAAGCAUAAUAAAUCUCAUCUUCGCUUUACAAUCACAACUUUGGCAAUUUCUAUCCUGAAUUUAUCAGGGCAUCGAUAACUUUAUAUUUAGUAGGAUUGGUGAUUAAUUUACUUCAUACUGAAAUAUUGAAUGUAAUUAAUAGGAAAUUUGUGUUGUAAAAAUGUAUUGGAACCAUAGUUAUAGUCUUCCUCCAUAUUUUAGAUUUAAUGAUCAUCAAUGAUUUCCUAAUAUUGAACUCAGAAUACAGUAAUCUAACUUAGGCAGUCUCAGAUAUAUAUGUGGAUUCUGUAAGAAAACAGAAGGAUAUGAUUUAAUUGUUUGAAGCAGUCGUCAGAUAACUGGUUAACAUAAAUAGAUUUCUUUCAGUGUUUUUUUAGGCAUCUGCUCUUUGGGGAGAUGGAAUCAGAAAAUUGAUUAAAAAUAAAAGGAAGACUUGGGGAACAACCGAUUCAUAAUUAUAAUCACCUUAACCUUAAGAGAAACCUUAAUAAAAUCAUGUAGCCCCAGUAAGUACUGUGAACAAUAAGAUGAAGGGUCAGAAGAAGGAUGUUGUUCAGCAUUCUGGAAAAAAGAAGAAAACACAAUAACAAUAAUCAAUUGAAAAAUCAACUGAAGAAAGAGGUCAAUCUAUAGAAAAGAAGAAAAAAAGGAUUUUGGAUAAAAAGCCAUCAAAAUUGUCACCAAAAUAAUAUGAAUAACAAAUAGAAGCCAAAAUAGAUGAAUCAUAAUAAUUAGCACUUUCUAAAUAGGUAUCAUAAAUACAAAAAGAUGAAUAAAAUAAUUCAACUUAGGCUGGUUCCAAUGGGAAUAAAUCCUUGUUUGAACAUAAGAUUAAGUCAAACAGAAGUGAAUCACUCCCAAAUAAACUUUGCUCUUAGAUUGAAAUAUCCUAAAGGUAUUUGAGAUAUUCUUCCUAAAACUAAAAGAAACCUGUAGAAUAAAAGAAAUAGAUGAGGCCCAUUUAUGAUAAACUGUAUAAAUUCAACUUAUAAACUAAUGUUGACAAAUAUGAAAUUAAAGUACAUAGUAUAACUGAAAUGAAUAAUUCAAUUAAUAAAAUUGCAUAAGAGAAUUCAUGGAAUUCAUUCUUAACAAUUAAUGUAAAAUUAAAUUAUUGGAAAGAAGCAUAUCAACAAAUGCAAACUUAAGAAAUUAAAGAGGAAUUGUAAAAAGUAAUAGCAUAAUAUGCAUUAUAUUUAAUGAAUUAACAUGCUUAAAAUUAAGAAAUAGUAGAAUGAAAAUAUUAUUUAUAUUUGA